This is a messenger RNA of Spea bombifrons (plains spadefoot toad), 1423 nucleotides long. It is a transcript of the gene GPR78, whose product is annotated as G protein-coupled receptor 78. The coding region runs from base 352 to 1371 and encodes 339 amino acids. The record is from RefSeq and is a predicted model, not a curated record. The transcript is spliced from 3 exons. Gene Ontology annotation, molecular function: G protein-coupled receptor activity. Gene Ontology annotation, cellular component: membrane. NCBI's taxonomy places the organism in Eukaryota, Metazoa, Chordata, Amphibia, Anura, Pelobatidae. Gene Ontology annotation, biological process: adenylate cyclase-activating G protein-coupled receptor signaling pathway.
GCUCCCAGGCAGCACCUUCUCAACCAACAUACAGAUUUACAGCCCUAUGAUCUGUGGAACUACCAAGAUGUGCAGAAAGACCUGUGGAUAAUACCUGGUACCUGUCCUGAAUGCAGCCCUGUAGGACUUCCCUGCUAUGUCUGGAAGGCGUCUAGAAUGUGACCUUAAUUUCAGGACCAUGGACAGCAGCAUUGUAGAGGCAAUGGUUCCUUUUCUGAGAAUGAAGCAAGCAGGAAUCCUGCAGUACACCGUGUGCUUCUAAGGAAGAAUGAAGACAGUAUCUGCAUUUAAAGUUCCCCUUUCUGUGAAGCAAAGUCUGCUUUGAACCUCAUGCUCAUGGAUAUAUGAGAGAUGCACUUGGCAGAGGUUCUAAUGGCUAUUUUCCUCGUUGUGGUCUUUGUUGUUUCUUUACUGGCAAACUUACUGGUAGUGCUCUGUUUCAUAUGCAGUGCAGAGAUCCGAAGGCAAGUCUCUGGGAUAUUCCUGUUAAAUUUAUCUAUCUGCAAUCUCCUCUUGACUGUCCUAAACAUGCCAUCCACAUUCUUGGGGAUCUUAAAGAACCAACAGCCUUUUGGGGACUGCGUUUGCAAAGCUGUGGGCUUCUUGGAAACUUUUUUGACUUCUAAUGCCAUGUUGAGCAUGGCUGCUCUCAGCAUAGAUAAAUGGAUUGCUGUGGUUUUCCCAUUAAGUUACACCAGCAAGAUGAGGUAUAAAGAUGCUGUGAUCAUGAUGGGCUAUUCCUGGCUUCAUUCACUCACCUUCCCUUUGGUGUCCCUCUUCUUGUCCUGGUUAGACUACAGUAGCAUGUAUGCUUCUUGCACUUUGCAUGUGACAGAGGAACCUGAGACCAGGAGGUUUACUGUGUUCACCAUCGUGUUCCAUGCUGCCAGCUUCAUGCUCUCUCUGGUUAUAUUGUGUUUCACUUAUUUAAAGGUGUUAAAGGUGGCACGCUUCCAUUGCAGGAGGAUAGACAUCAUCACCAUGCAAACUCUUGUCUUGCUAGUAGACAUCCAUCCCAGCGUGAAACAGAGGUGUCUCACUGAGCAGAAAAGGAGGAGACAGCGCGCUACAAAGAAAAUCAGUAUAUUCAUAGGAUCGUUUGUGUUGUGCUUUGCUCCAUACGUUAUCACAAGGUUAAUAGAACUCCUUCCAUUUGUGAAAAUCAACAACUAUUGGGGUAUUGUGAGCAAGUGCCUGGCAUUCAGUAAAGCUGCUUUGGACCCUUUUGUAUAUUCCCUUCUGCGUCAACAGUACAAGAAAGUAUUACUCAACAUUGUCAACAGAAUACUGAAAAAAGAACUGUAUCCUUCAUCGGGUUACAACAGCUCACUCGAUACAGAAAAUGAGUACUGUUUGCACCGAACAAGUUAACCCCUCAUCGAGAGCCCGUGUUCACGCCAGUAACUUCGUUUUCUUAGUGCCA